AAGCCAUCCGAGAAGCGAACUGAUCUAGAUCUUGUUUGUCCGUGGGCGUGUAUGAACUUAAACGAAGAUACACGAUACUUGUUCUUUUAAUCGAUUUUCGAUUUGUAAACAUCCGUGAUAGCUACAGUCGUCGCCUAGCGCAAAUCAUAGGCUGCAGUCGCGUGCUUGUUGUUUUGGGAUGCAUCCCAUAUAGAUACAUAGAAAGAAGUAACAAGGUAUAAAUUACUUAAAUCCUUUUCAGCAAGCGACCUUUACUGGUGGUGGUCGAGAGGGAGAUCAGCGAAGAGACAGAUUGGAUAUCCAUGACCUCUGAUUUCCAGCAUUAUAGUUUCAGGAUGCCGAAUAUAGGGUUUCAGAACCUCCCCCUCAACAUCUACAUCGUUGUCUUUGGAACGGCCAUUUUUGUCUUCAUUCUCAGUCUGCUCUUCUGCUGCUAUUUGAUUAGGCUACGGCACCAGGCGCACAAAGAGCUUUACGCCUACAAACAGGUGAUUCAGAAGGAGAAAGUCAAAGAACUGAACUUACAUGAGAUCUGUGCAGUGUGUUUGGAGGAGUUCAAACAGAAAGACGAACUGGGGAUUUGCCCAUGCAAACAUGCAUUUCACAGGAAGUGCCUCAUUAAAUGGCUGGAGGUUCGGAAGGUGUGCCCGUUGUGCAACAUGCCCGUCUUGCAGCUGGCACAGCAGCAGGGCACUCCAGAGCCUGCGGGCUCAACGCAGCAGCCCCUGCCUGGCGUGGAGAACCUGGUGUAGCCCCCUACCACAACCCCUUCCCACCCCUCCCCCUGCCCGCCCCCCGCCCCCACCCUACAGAUCAUCCCUGAGUAGCCACACCUACUCACCUGUACAGGUACACAAGGCUACACCUAAGGACAGA
Molecule: messenger RNA, 876 nt
Organism: Chanos chanos (milkfish)
Lineage: Eukaryota; Metazoa; Chordata; Actinopteri; Gonorynchiformes; Chanidae
Gene: rnf24
Product: ring finger protein 24
Exons: 6
Coding region: 303-752 (149 amino acids)
Biological process (GO): proteasome-mediated ubiquitin-dependent protein catabolic process
Cellular component (GO): endomembrane system
Molecular function (GO): zinc ion binding; ubiquitin protein ligase activity
Source: RefSeq, a predicted model, not a curated record